Molecule: messenger RNA, 842 nt
Organism: Sitophilus oryzae (rice weevil)
Lineage: Eukaryota; Metazoa; Arthropoda; Insecta; Coleoptera; Curculionidae
Product: ankyrin repeat domain-containing protein 40-like
Exons: 3
Coding region: 70-810 (246 amino acids)
Molecular function (GO): protein binding
Source: RefSeq, a predicted model, not a curated record
CUGUCAAAUAAAAAUUGCGAUUUGCAAUGUCCGCUGUUCUUGCAAUAUGCAUCGCUUUUUUGAGAUAAAAUGGCCAAUAUUUUAGAGGAAAAACUCCGCGAAGCAUCAUGUGUCGGUGAUCUCGAAGCUGUCGAAACGCUCCUGUCCCAAAACGUGGACGUGAACUCCCAAAACCCUGUGAACGGCUGGACGGCAUUGCACUGGGCCUGCAAAAGGGGCAACGAACGAAUCGUGAACGUGUUGCUGCGUAAUGGGGCCGAUAAAAGCCUGAGGAAUUUCAACAACGAGACCUGCACUGAUAUUUGUACUUAUAGGAACAUUAACGAACUACUAGGUGGUCGAAGUACUACUCCAAAGAUUGGGGACCCGGCAGCAUAUAAGUUUGUACCGAAUUACCUUAGAAAUGCCCCGUUGAAUGCUCAGGUUGAUGUGGCACCGGUUAAAAUUAAACAGAGCGAGUUUUUUGGUAUGCAAAGGACGGUUUUACCUACGGCAUCUAACGAAGAAUUGGUUCUAAAAGUGAGAAUUCAGGGUUCUCCCGACCCAGAUUUUAUUGAAAUUGAAAUUCCCAAGUGGAAACUAACCUACGAAACCCUUCUGAAGACCUGCUGCGAAGAAUUGUACAUUUCUGAGGCUCAAGUGGAACGAAUCAGAAAACUACCCGAUACCAGACUGAGAAAAGAUAAUGAUGUGCGAAGAUUAACCGAUUUCCAAGCCCUAGAAGUCGUACUGCGUGACGUCGGUACUGAAAAAAGUACAAAUUGCUAUCAGAGCAUCAGUAGUUGCAAAAACCAAACCAUUUUGUACUAAAUUUAAUGUAAUAAACGAUUUUUUCGUGCUUA